This is a messenger RNA of Gigantopelta aegis, 4256 nucleotides long. Its product is annotated as E3 ubiquitin-protein ligase TRIM71-like. Gene Ontology annotation, molecular function: ubiquitin-protein transferase activity; zinc ion binding. Gene Ontology annotation, cellular component: nucleoplasm; chromatin. The coding region runs from base 316 to 2328 and encodes 670 amino acids. The record is from RefSeq and is a predicted model, not a curated record. The transcript is spliced from 2 exons. NCBI's taxonomy places the organism in Eukaryota, Metazoa, Mollusca, Gastropoda, Neomphalida, Peltospiridae. Gene Ontology annotation, biological process: positive regulation of DNA-templated transcription.
CCACAAUGUACAGUUUAUUUUUCAAAGAGAUAGACUAGAUUAGCAUUUGCUUGUUUUAAUAAGAUAUAUUUAUGUUAGAAGACAUUUGCACAUCGUGCGUGUGUCACUCACUGAUAGUGGGUACGAUUGGAGUGAGGUCGCCGUGAACAAACAGUGUGUGCGAAUUAACGAAGAUGCCGUAAUGCUAUGAGAACGUCAAAUGACAGAUAUACCUGACUGAAGCAAUAUCCCAGAAAAUCAACAAAACACUGCACUGUUAAAUCAGCAAUGUAGUAGGACUCGCCCAAAUUGUAACACACUCAGCUGGAUUUCACAAUGUCCAAACAAAUCCUUAGUCCUUUCGAAGAUUUACGGUAUUGUCCUAUUUGUAAGCAGGAAUUCGUCGAACCCAGACUGAUUCCUUGCGGUCACUCGUUUUGUCUGAGGUGUAUCAAACCUCUGCAAAACAAACACGUAGACAAACAACGUAUUCUGAUCUGCCCAGAGUGUUCAAAAGUGUGUACCAUCCCCAAGGCUGGUGUUGAUGACUUCCCACACGUUUAUGCUGUGAAGCAGUUGAAAACGGCUUUUGAGGAAGUCGGCCAUAUACUGAAGCACAUACAGUGUGCCGUUUGCGAGAAGAGGGUCGAUCAGCCGAUCUGCUGCAGGCAGUGUGUAGAAUACUUCUGCGACCACUGUGCCAGUCUACAUCGGUCUCUCUUUGCAGACCAUGUCCUAGAGUCUACUGCCGAAAACCCGUCUGUAACGAAAUGCACCAGCCACUUCAACCAGUUUGUGACUCAUUACUGUACGAGUUGUCUGGAGGCUGUCUGCCCGCUGUGUGCAACCAGAAGCCAUGCCAACAAAGCAAGCCACUCUGUAAUGCCGCUGGAGGAAGCUAAGAGUCAUUUUGUUACCCUGACAGAUAGGAAGAUUCGAAAAUUUGAAGAAUCUCGUGAACGCAUCAUGGUGGCUUUAGAUGCUACUGAGCAAGACCUUCGAAACGAAGAACAUAAGUACUGCCUGGAGAAACGAAAGAUCGAAGAGGCGGCUGAAAGAUCUCGAAGUUUGGUGUCGGAGGAAGAAGAACUACUGCUCUCGGAUUUAAAAUAUCGAUAUGACCAUAACACUAAAUGUUUCGAGAAUGAACGACAUAAUAAGCAGUCCACGCUUCAAGCUAUGGAUGAUUCAAUCAGUUCAGCGAAAGAGUCGCUUUCAUCUCUCAAAAACGAUAGCCUGCUGAAACCCGGCACGGGAGCAAUAAAAACAACACUGACGGUGUUGGAUAUGGUUCCCGCAGAUGCUGCAACUGCUGCUUUGGAUCUGGAAUUGAAGGAAUAUUCCUUCCAGCCGUCAGGACUUCAACGGUUUGUUGGCAUCAUUGAUCCCGAAUUACCCACACCUGACAACAGAAUAGACCAGCUUAAGUCACUGCCAUUUGCAGACGAAAUAGCAGAAAACGAAGACGAAAUUUCAGGAGGCAGCCACUCAUCGCAGACAAGAAUAAAAGAAAUAUUCAAGUGCACACCACAACUGGUUGACGAGCAUCUUGUAACCAGUGCUGUGGAUGGAACCAUUAUAUCGAUGAUUGGAAUUGGACUGGCCACAGAUGGCGCCGUCUUGUGCGCAUUCAACGUCCCGGGCUUGAGUCAAGUGAUCAUCAGCCAAUCGUCUGAAUUACAGCACGUUAUUUACCACAGGCGGAAAGGCAUUUCUGCAUUUGCGGUAUCGGCCAGUGGGAAAUGUGGGGUUGCUUUGAAGCAAGAUGACAAUCUCUACCUUCUGUCCCUUGACGACCUCCACGACGAGAGAGAGGCCACCUGUCAGACACACAAACACAGCUAUGGCAAGUCCAAGCCAAACAUUCAGGCUAUAGCAUUCAACAGAGAGGAGCAGAUCAUUAUUUCGGAUGGGGAAAAGAACACAAUAACUGGAUUUGAUGCUCAGUGGCGUCGUCCUUUCAACAUAAGCGGGAAUGCGAAGGGAGAAUUCAGCAAUGCAGCGUCCGUUACUGUCGGGUCUGCAGGGGAAAUCAUUAUCUUCGACAACAUGAAAAAGAACCUCGUCAUUUUCAACAAAGAUACGAGAUACAGAAAAUCCAUCAGCUUGGAUAAGUUGUCAAAUUCCUGUACCAUUGCCUCCCAUUUCAGCGGUGUUGUCUUUGUGGCAGACCGCAAGACGAGCUGCGUCUACAAAGUAGAUAUAGAUCAUGGUAAUAUAGAUGAGGUAUUAAAUGCUGAGUCUGGUAUUGAAUCGCCAUCUUGUAUUGCGGUGAGAGGGGAGCUGAUGGCCAUUUCCAACAAGGAAUCCUUCAGGAAUGCCAAGAUAAAACUGUACCGGAUUACCUAGGUGUAGAGUGCUACAAGAUGCCACUGAGCAAACCUAGAAGACAAAACCAUUAACAUUUUCAUACUUGUAUUUAUUCAAAAGGCCGAGUCGAAAUGACGAUUUGAUAAUAUUCAUUAACUGAACUGAAGGUGUUCGUGUAACGCCAUAUGCCCGUGUUACUCAGCGUGAAGCGUCAAAUGUAAAGUAAUUCGAUUCUGCGUAAAUUCGUAAAAUGGCCAGAAUUGGUGACAUAUUCAUUCAAAGAACGUGUAAACUAAACUUCAGGAUUUCGUCAUUGUGUUCUUCAUUUCAGAACAAUGAGUGUUCAUUCAGUAACCUUAAACAGUUUGGCAUUAUGGAGGGGAAAAUAUAGAGAAGAAAAACAACAAAACAAACAAUACUAAUAUAACACAACAAACAUAAACGUAUCCAUCUUCUACUUUCAAGUACAUGAGAACUAAAUAUGUCGUAAUUAUUAAUGCGAGGCACCCGCAAUAUCAUGACACGGUCACGUUACUUCUGUUUGCCUUGGCUAUAAAAUAACUGGCGAUAAUUUAUAAAACAAGCUAGCAUUUUGAAGACUGUAGGCCUAUUAUAUGCAGUGCGGAGAAAAGUUUAUAUACUAUGGUAAUAAGCAUUCAACCAGUCAAAAUGUUAUGGAGUUAUUUUCAACAAGCAUUCUCGGAAAUCCUUUGUUGUUGGAAUAAAGACGUGAUCGUGUGAAUAUUGUCUUUCCUGAGUACACACAGCCUAGCAUAACUCACACCUUGGAAUAUCUUUGGCGCAGAUAUGAAAGAUUAAAAACUACCUGGAAAUGAACCAAACGAACAAUUAACUUGUUUUAAAACUUAUAAAAGUUGAAUAGUUAAAGUUUGUUUUGUUUAACGAAACCACUUGAACACAUUGAUUUAUUAAUCAUCGGCUAUUGGACGUCAAACAUUUGGUAAUUCUGACAUAUAAUCUUGAAGUGGAAUCCGGCUACAUUGUUCCAUUAGUAGCAAGAGAUAUUUUAUAUGCACCAUCCCACAGACAGAACAGAAUCUUGAAUAGAGAUGCAUGCUUUUUAAUAUAUUGCUUUGUGUGUGUGUUUAUAUAUGAUGUUGUCAUUAGUGUGUGUGAAGUAAAAGUUACUAUUAUUGCAAAGUGUAUGUCAUAGCAUACUGACAACAUCCCAUGCACUCAACAAACCUGGAUAAAUUGUUACUCGACUAACACUCGUUAAUGUACUGGCUCUUUUGUGUUUUUGAUCUUUUUUCACUGAUGUUCAUUUGUGUCUCGGUCUGGCCACUGGCCAUCCAGAUACCGGACCCGUGACGGACAUGCUUGAAACCCAGGUGGUAUAGAGCCAUGGUAAAACAGAUCACGUUUACGUUCCCCUUCAGCGAUGCUAGUUAUUUUAAGUUAAAAAAAACCCAUAUACAUAUAUAUAGGUAUUGUGGUGUUUGUUUUAAGGAACUAUUUGUUUUUGGUACAUUGGGAAUCUAAUCACACGGAAAAUAUGGGAUUAUAAAAUUAAUAUAUUAGUGCAUAUAAUUAUGAAAAGAAAAAAAAAAUCAUUAUUCGAAAUGUCUUUGCAGUAAAAUUGUUUAUGUUAAAUGUAGACAAAAACAAGCAUUUGGGAAAUGACAUUCGCGUGUUUAUGCGGAUUAGAAAUUGUCUAUUAUUAUUAUUAGUUCAAACGUACAAUGUAUUUUCAAUGUACCACAAUGUUUUGUUGCGUGUAGUAAAUAAUGCAACUUUUAUAAUUAUUCGAAAGACGUUUUCAAUAAAACCUUUUGCCCCUUGAAUUUAGAGCAAACAGGCAAUUGUGUUAUUAUAGACUCAAGUUCAUUUAUAUUGAGAUUGUGUUUGUAUUAUUAGUACAAUUCUGUAGAGUAUUUGUAGUCGCUCACAAUGACGUGUGGCGUGUGAUAAUUACUGCUUGUUAUAAAUAAAAAAUAUUCAAAAUA